CAGCUUUCUGUUGUGUGGCCUUAAAUGUCGGGCCAUUACAUCACAUUUAGCUCCCGGUCCGGAUUUCAAAGUUGUGUAUGAACGACUGGGACUCUCAAUCUGCAUAUUGAACCCUCACUUCUGAAAGCAACACAAGACAACGACCAUCCAUAAUGGCACAACCACCUCCAGGACCCGGAGGACUCUACAGAGCUCCACCUAUAUACAGAUUCGCUGGUACAGCAUUGGGAGCAAGCAUGUGGUUCUUCUUGAUGUACCGCGCGAAGAAAGAUGGUCCUGCUUUGUUGGGCUGGAAGCAUCCUUGGGAUCAUUGAAUGUCAGAACGAGAAAAUGGUGCGGCGGCAGUCAGGAUGUAUCCAUGUGCUGCCAGGACCCAGACAAUCAAGAGA
Messenger RNA from Botrytis sinoallii, 389 nucleotides. RefSeq lists its product as uncharacterized. The record is from RefSeq and is a predicted model, not a curated record. The transcript is spliced from 4 exons. NCBI's taxonomy places the organism in Eukaryota, Fungi, Ascomycota, Leotiomycetes, Helotiales, Sclerotiniaceae. Gene Ontology annotation, cellular component: mitochondrial inner membrane. The coding region runs from base 153 to 314 and encodes 53 amino acids.